AAAAACAGAGGGACGGUCCGCCCGUAAAAAGAGGCAGGGCGGGGGAAUUGGACUCUCUCAUUCGUUUCAAUUCAUUUCCAGAACCACAAUUCCACUCCCCCUUCUCUCUCUUUCCCCAGCAUCAUUCAUUCACUAGUCAUCCGUCCUUUUUCCCAUAGCGCUCUCUCUGGAUUCUUUCUUCUUUUUAUCUCUGAGCAACUUCAUUUGCAGUAGUAAUAACAAUCUACAGGGACAGCCACCCCCAUUGUGAUUGCAUUUUGCCUCUAUAUACUACACAAAUUUAAGGAAGCGGAGCUUUGGUUGGUUGUGGCCGCAUUGUUUUUCGUCAUCUACAACCAACAAACUCUCAGAAUCGUAUUCCCGUCUCGGUUUUGCCUCUUAACGAAAAUCCCUGAUUGUCCCCACCUCGUCCUCUUUCUUUCAAACGCUGUUACUAGCCUCAUCCUUCACUUUCUUCAUUGCCGCUGCUGCCCUCCUCCUCCUCCUCGACCACCAUUAAGGAGCCAAGUAUAUCAUUCCUUUCUUUUUUUCUUUUCAAAUAGGAGGCAUAAUAGCAGAGUAGUACUAUCUUUUUUCCUAUGGGAAGGACGAGGGAUACAGGCCUUAGCACAAAAGGUAGGCGUAGGAGGGUGUCGAGGAUUGGAAGCUAUGCUAUAGCCUCCUCAAUUGCCGAUCCUACCUGCAUUUCUUGUACCACCUUCAACAUCCUUGCCCCUAUCUACAAGCGUCUCAACCAUGAGGACCAGAGUAUCAGGGAAAGCGAGAAGAAGGCUUAUUGGUUGAACAGGAACCACAGGAUAUUGGAUUGGUUGUUGUACGAAAGAUCUUCCAUUAUCUGCCUCCAGGAAUUUUGGGUUGGAAACGAAGAGCUUGUUAAUAUUUACAACAAGAGGCUUGGAGCUGCUGGCUAUACUAUUUUUAAACUCGCGCGAACCAACAAUCGUGGCGAUGGUUUGUUGACUGCUGUCCAUCGGGACAUAUUUAGGGUCAUGAACCACCGAGAGUUGCUAUUUAAUGAUUUCGGAGACCGAGUUGCUCAGCUGUUGCAUGUUGAACUUAUUGCACCUUUCUCACAAAGUCGAAAUAGCAAUGUUCGUCAAGAAAUUCUCAUUGUGAACACCCAUUUGUUGUUUCCACACAAUUCAAGUCUGUGUUUGGAAAGACUGCGGCAGGUGUACAAAAUAUUGCAGUAUGUGGAAUCUUAUCAAAAGGAAAACAAGCUCAACCCCCUUCCCAUUAUCCUCUGCGGAGAUUGGAACGGAAGCAAGCGAGGUCAUGUUUACAAGUUUCUGCGAUCUCAGGGAUUUGUAUCAUCAUAUGAUACUGCUCAUCAGUACGCUGAUGCUGAUGCACAUAAGUGGAUAAGCCACCGUAAUCAUCGUGGAAAUAUCUGUGGUGUAGAUUUCAUAUGGCUACUGAAUCCGAACAGAUAUCGAAAAUUACUGAAAACAAGUUGGAGUGAAGCUGUCUUUGGAAUGUUCAAGUAUCAACUUCGACGAGCUUCAUUGACAGAGCACGAUGCAUUUGCCUUUUUGAAGGCUGAUAGUGACGGUGAUUACAUUACUUGCACUGGUUUCUGUGAAGCAUUGCGGCAGCUUAAAUUGGUUGGCCAUUGCUAUGGGCUAAGCAUAGAGGAGACUAAAGACUUGUGGGUGCAAGCAGACAUUGAUGGAAAUGGUGUUCUUGAUUUUGAAGAAUUUGAGCAACGAAUAUGGCACCCUACAUGGUCAGAGGUUAGAGAGGAAUUUAGCAAGGACGGGUGGGAAGAUGUUGUCCAUGGUACAGAGCAAACAAUUGGUUUCAGCGUGAAGAAUGCAGUACUUUUCCCAACAGAAGUAGAGAAAGGGAUGUGGCCUGAGGACUAUUCACUCUCUGAUCAUGCCCGGCUUACUGUGGUGUUUUCACCAGUAAGAAUGCCAUGUUCUCGUCUGAUAUCCUGACAAUUGGGUGCUGUAAGGCUUGGUUCUUAUGCUUGUGACUCAAGAAAACAGGACCGAAGGUUUUACGAGUCUGUUUAAUGCUGAAACGACCCUCGGAUGGGUUCAAGUUGAAGAUGCGGAGUUUGAAAAGCACAUAUCUAUCAGGAUGACUAUUGCACCCACCCUCACAGACAAAAAAAGUGGACUUUCAUUUAUCUGAGGUUUAGACCUGUUUGGAGCAGCAUUGUCAGCUGAAGCUGGUUGCAUUCUCUCUCUCUGUCUCUCUCUCUCUUGUUGCAUCCGGAUCUCCCACUGAUGCGGUGGAUCCAUGGAUCUCACUGCAUAGCCUCCUGCUUUUGCAUUGCGUCUAGAAGAAAGGAGAAGGAAGCGGGAUGUGUGGAUGGUGUUAAAACAGGUAUCUUGGUAGCAGUCUCCUGUUGUAGUGGAGGGAGAUGGCACGCUGGGCUGGUUUCUGUAAUUAGACUGCCAAAAGUUCAGGUUAGUAAGGGCGACAUGAAAGUCCUUUUAAAGGAAUUCAAGAUUAGCAAUGUUGUUGACCUUGUAAAGGAAUUCUGGUUAUACUACUGCCUUCCCUUUUGUACC
Molecule: messenger RNA, 2522 nt
Organism: Coffea arabica (coffee)
Lineage: Eukaryota; Viridiplantae; Streptophyta; Magnoliopsida; Gentianales; Rubiaceae
Molecular function (GO): 3'-5'-RNA exonuclease activity
Source: RefSeq, a predicted model, not a curated record